Protopterus annectens (West African lungfish) is the source of this 6886-nucleotide messenger RNA. RefSeq names its product inverted formin 2 (gene INF2). The record is from RefSeq and is a predicted model, not a curated record. The transcript is spliced from 23 exons. Lineage: Eukaryota; Metazoa; Chordata; Ceratodontiformes; Protopteridae. Gene Ontology annotation, molecular function: actin binding; small GTPase binding. Gene Ontology annotation, biological process: actin cytoskeleton organization. The coding region runs from base 385 to 4698 and encodes 1437 amino acids.
GAACGUAUUGAAAGCGAAUGCGAUGACAUCAUGUGGAGAGCUUCUGAAACAACUCAUUUAACAGUGAGCACAUGCGGAGCAGCGAAAAUGAAACAGCUAUCCUUUAGAGCAAGAAAACUCUUCCAGACAUCUGCACUUAGGGAGAGGCAAAGCUGGAAGUCUUCCAGGGGCGGGGAUUACACGCCUGUCUGACAUUUCACAUACACUGAUCAGUUUUUGGGAAAUCUGCUGAAUAUUUGUACAAACUGUUACAGUGGUGCAACUGUUCACUAAAUGUGUGCUUGGUUGUCUCUGUACCUCUAAAGGGAUGUAGGAUUAAAUCUGUGAAUUUAAAAGUGAUAUUUUUGACUGUACUACCCAGUGAGGUGGAAAAUAGUAAUAAAGAUGUCUUUGACAAAAGAGAGUGCGCAGAAGAAAUGGGCAGCUGUGAAGGAAAAACUUGCUUCUCCAGAAAGUGACCAAGCAGAAGCUAACCUGGAAAAUGCAGAGCCAGAGCUUUGCAUUCGUUUACUGCAAGUGCCCUCUGUUGUUAACUAUUCUGGGCUAAAGAAGAGACUGGAAAGUAGCAAUAAUGCUUGGAAAAUGCAGUUCUUGGAGCUGGGUGGUCUGGAUCUGUUGCUUGAAGCAUUAGAGAGGCUCUCUGGAAGAGGGGUGUCAAAAAUCUCAGAUGCUCUGCUACAGCUUACCUGCAUUAACUGUGUCCGUGCAGUGAUGAAUUCAGAGGAAGGGAUGGAAUAUAUAAUAAAUAACAAGAGCUAUGUUCGACAGCUGUCAGAAGCACUGGACACAGCUAAUGUCAUGGUGAAGAAACAGGUGUUUGAGCUGCUGGCUGCACUAUCUGUAUAUACAGCUGAAGGCCAUAGCCGAGCCCUGGAUGCUCUGGAUCAUUAUAAGGUUGCGAAAAGCCAGCAGUAUCGAUUCAGUGUAAUCAUGAAUGAACUGCAUACUACAGACAAUGUUCCGUAUAUGGUGACGUUGCUGAGUUUCAUCAAUGCAGUAGUUCUGGGAAGUGAAGAACUGAAAUUCCGUGUUCAACUGAGAAAUGAAUUUAUAGGUCUUCAGCUGUUGGAUUUAUUACCCAGACUGAGGGAGAAGGAAGACGAUGACCUUUUAAUUCAGUGUGAAACUUUUGUGGAUUUCAAGCAAGAGGAUGAUGAAGAACUGAGGAAGAUCUGUGAUGGAAUUGAUAUGAAUAACCAUCAGGAAGUUUUUGCAGUACUUUUUAAUAAAGUAAGCAGUUCUCCUGUCUCACAGCAGCUGCUAUCAAUUUUGCAGAGCCUGUUAGAGCUAGAUCCAUCUGAGGGCAAUAACAUUCAGUUACUAUGGCAGAUCCUAGAAACCCUAGUACACCGAGCAGUUCUGCUUGCUGAAGAUGUCCACGAAAAUGAUAUUCCCAAAAUCAUGGAAAGGCUUCUGGUUCAGAAAAAACGACCUCAUGAUAGACAAGAUGAUAAAAACAAAUCUGCGAAAAAGGUUGCUGAUGCUAGUGUACAGACUAAUUUGUCUGCUGAUGGAUUCAGAGAUGGACUGGUAUCAGCUCAGCAUAAAGAAGCUACUAUGUCUGCAUCUUUCACAGGAUUAGACCCUGAAAAAAGUGCUUUGCUACCUACUUUUUCACCUGAAGCAGGCAUAGAUUUGAAAUCAUCAGAGUCAUCUUCAUUCCCAUCAACAGAUUCUUCCAAAGCAGUCUGUUCAGUUCAAAAUACUGCAACACAGGCACAUUGUGUCACAACUAGCAUCUCUCCUUCUCCCACUUUGUGUCCAGAGUUGAAUUCAAAGUCAGUAGUUGCCCCUGAUUUGGACGGGAGGCCAGCAAUACCUCCUCUUCCGCACCCUUCCACAUUGUCUGUCAUAAGUAGUGUGCCCCCACCACCACCUCCUCCCCCAUUGCCUGGUAUGGUUGGAAUGCCCCCACCACCACCACCUCCUCCCCCAUUGCCUGGUAUGAGUGGGAUGCCCCCACCACCUCCACCUCCCCCCCCAUUGCCUGGUAUGGGUGGGAUCCCACCACCACCUCCACCCCCAUUGCCUGGUAUGGGUGGGAUCCCACCACCACCUCCACCCCCAUUGCCUGGUAUGGGUGGGAUGCCACCACCACCACCUCCUCCCCCAUUGCCUGGUAUGGGUGGGAUGCCACCACCACCACCUCCUCCCCCAUUGCCUGGUAUGGGUGGGAUGCCGCCACCACCACCUCCUCCCCCAUUGCCUGGUAUGGGUGGGAUGCCUCCACCACCACCUCCUCCCCCAUUGCUUGGUAUGGGUGGGAUACCCCCACCACCUCCACCAUUGCCAAUGAGUGGCAUUCCUCCACCUCCUCCACUUGGAAUGAGUUCUGGUGAGGUUGUUCCUCAAGUAGCUUUUACUCUUGGAUGGUCAAAGCCAUUGCCAUUCAAGUCUACAAGGCAUCCAUCGCAGCGAAUGAAAAAACUGAACUGGCAGAAGCUGCCUGCAAAUGUUCUCUCAGAAAAUCAGUCUUUAUGGGCAUCGCUGAAGAGUGACAGUGAAGAAGUCGAGCCCGAUUAUAGCAGCAUUGAGGAACGUUUUUGUCUUCCAUUGGCAACGCCUGUAGAAAAACAGGAUGCCACAGCUAAGAAGGAAUCAAAAGAAAUUACAUUCCUCGAUCCAAAGAAGAACCUUAAUUUAAAUAUAUUUUUGAAGCAGUUCAGGUGCCCUAAUGAGGAGGUGGCAGACAUGAUCCGGAAUGGUGACAGAACAAAGUUUGAUGUUGAAAUCUUGAAGCAACUGUUAAAACUUCUGCCAGAAAAACAUGAAGUAGAAAAUUUAAAGUCCUACCAAGGAGACAUGGGCAAACUGGGAAAUGCAGACAAGUUCUACCUUCGUCUCUUAGAAAUAACCUCCUAUCAGCUGAGGAUUGAAAGUAUGUUGCUAUGUGAAGAAACAACAGUCCUCCUGGAUAUGUUGAAGCCAAAAGCAGAACUAAUCUACAAAGCGUGUGAAAGUGUUUUAGCAAGCAAGAGGAUGCCGAGAUUUUGUCAUCUGAUUUUAAAUGUUGGGAACUUUCUGAAUUACGGGAGCCAUACUGGAAAUGCAGAAGGUUUUAAAAUGAGCACUCUUCUCAGACUGACAGAAACAAAGGCAAACCAAUCACGGAUUACUUUGUUGCACCAUCUUGUUGAGGAGGUUGAAAAAAAUAUCCAGGAUUUAUUGACACUCCCAGACGAUUUGGAAGCAGUUUCAAAGGCUGCUGGGUAUAAUUUUGACACAAUUCAGUCUGAAGCAAAUGCCAAUUUAAAAUCAUUGAAAGAACUUAAAAAAAAAAUUUUGUCAUCGCCAGAAGAUGUAAAGUCACAAUAUGAAAAACCUGUCCAGAGUUGUCUUGAUUCUGCGGAAGAGCUACAGGAGCUGUUUGAAAGUAUUACAGCAAAGAAGAAAGAGCUAGCCGUCUACCUUUGUGAAGACUUCAGCAGGUUUUCAAUGGAAGAAACAUUUAAUACUCUGAAUGCGUUUAGGACAUCAUUCAUUAAAGCAAUAAAGGAAAACCGAGAAAGAAAGGAACAAAUUGCAAAGGCAGAGAAAAGAAAGAAACAGCUAGAGGUGGAGGAUGCUAAAAGACAAAAAGGAGAAAAUGGCAAAAUCAUAAUCAAGAAGGGAGCUGUGAAGCAGGAAGAGGUCUGUCUUGUGGACGCCCUUCUGGCAGAUAUUAGGAAAGGCUUUAAACUAAGGAAGACUGCAAAAGACCAGAGUGACUCAGGACAUACUCCAAGAAAACCCAUCGGUGAUAUCACCAACAAAUUGCCAGAUGGUGCUACCUCUGCCGAUUCUACAAAAACAUCCAAGACAGAAUCUUCCUCUGAUGCACAGCAAUUUGAAAAGACUCCCAAAAAAGAUGGCAAACCAGAACCAUCUGAAAAACUAGUUUUGAAUUUACCAGUUCCUAAACAAGAAUCUCACAAGAAUGAUGCUGACACUGAUAUCCUAGAAAAGAACAAUGUUGAUAUAGUGGCUAGUUUAUCAAAAGACUUGGCUGAAAAUGUAUCUGAAGGUGCAAGCAUAAGAUUAGAGGAGAAUGAAGCUGAAAACCAUCAAGCAGGUACUCAAAACAGUGUUUGUGAAAGCAGUGUGCCCUGCAAGCCAGAGGAAGAAGCUCUACAGAGAGAUGGCACCCCUGAUGUCUCAUGCUUAGGAGGAGAACUGGAGACAGUUAACCAACGUGAAAAUGUUACUGAAGUAAUACUUAGUGAUUCCUCAGGAAAAGGACCAAAUGGAGGAUUCAGUGUAAUACCUGGAAGUAUGGAAGGAGAAAAAUCAUGCAGUAGUCUCCUUGAAGGAGAUAGGUCAGAAGUUGUGGAGCUUAGAGAGACAAACAGUUCCCAUAUUGCAGAAGGAACUGAAGUACAGAAUGUUUGUGAGGCAAUAGAAAGAGAUAAAUCACAGAACAGUCUUCUUGAAGGAGACAAAGAAGAUGAUGAACUUAGAGAGAGAGACUCCUUCCAUACUGCAGAAGGAACUGAAAUACAAAACAUUUGUGAUGCAGUAGACAGCAAAUCAGAAUCAUGCAAUCUGCAGCAGGAGCUACAGAGUUCUACAACAGUUGACGAAUCCUCAGAGAUAGAGUCUCAGCCACAGACAAAAGAAAUAGUGAGAGGAAAACGAUCUACAAAGCAUAAAAAGAAAAAGAGGCAUUCUAGAGCAGAAGCAGAACCUGAGAGUAGAACUGGAUUUUGUGCAAUACAGUGAGUAAAUGCCAUGAAGAAGAAUGAAUGGAAACCAGGGCAGACCUGUCAAAAGACAUGAAUGUCAGGUUGUUGAUCCUUCCGAAGUGUGACAUAACAUCAGCUGCUAAAGCCCACUAGCACUUCAGACUCCAUUCAGAGAAACCAUAGCAAAUACAAAGAAAAGUCAGCAAAUAUACCCUGUAGUCCACAAAAUUCUUGUGACUUAUUCAGGAAAAAUUGGAAUAGAUGAAUGUGUUCAGUUCAUCUUUGGGUAAUUUGUUGGAAUGCUUUAAACAGACUUUCGCAUGGCUGGUCCUUCACAACAAAACCAGCAGGGAUCGGAUCUGCUGUUAUCCUUCUGGCUUUGUUAAAUGUGCACUUUGAUGCCAUUCUGUAUAAUGGCUUUAUGAUAUCACUACUUAAUGGAAUGAUAUGAGGUUUCUUUGUGUUUUGACUUUCGUGUUGCUACAAAUGCCACAGUUUACACUCCUAUGUUGUAUUACUACCCACAAAUCUGUGGAAGUGCCAUAAUGAAGACUUGGUGUAAUGUAUAUAUCUUUUCUGAUUAAAUGCAUACAGGUCUACAUUGUAAUGAUGCUUUAAAUAAGAAGCUAUAUUUGAUUUCUUUGCAAACCAAAAAUGUACAGGGUACUAGUUUUGGUCAUUACAGAUGCUUGUAUAAAUAGUUGUAUUAUUUUAUUGUUUUUGCAGUACUGAAGAGAAAUGUUUGAAUCUUAAUAGACAACAUACUUGCUGUCACUUACAUAUCUUUCAGCCUGUAAAUAUUCUUAAUAUAUCUUACUAAGAGUGGUCAUCUAACAAGGUUUAACAAAAGUAUGCAUGGGUUCCAAAAGUUUGUGGUACAGGUAUGCUUGCAGCUGCUGUCAAAUCAGUGUCAGCUUUCUGUGUGACGAGUCCAGCAGACUUGUUACUUUAUAAAAUGUCUUCAAAUAUUGUGGCUGUUUCUAUUGAUUAAUCUGUUUACUAUUACUUACAGUCUUCCAGAGGAAAAGCCUGUAUAUCGACAACUAUGUUACUUAGUAGCAAGAUAUAUAUUAGGUUGCUUUUCUUGUCUUAUUAACUAGCUACUUUGACCAUUUAGCAUAUUUUGGUAACCCUGUUAUACUGUUUUGAUCUUCAGUGGUUUAUCAAACACAAGAUGCAACAUUAGUAAAAGCUACCUUAAUGGCACACCCACAGAAGAUGUCUAAGCAGUCACCUUUUAGUGAGCGCACCAUACACACAAACACACACACUUAUAUGUCUGUGUGUGCCAGCUUGAAAUCCAUUUUUCUCACUGAUUUUAAAGUGCUAAAGAAGGUUUGCAUUUUUAUUAAUUUAUUUUUUUCUUGGCCAACAGAGUUUUCUAAGUUAUCAAAGAAAGAUUGUCGGUGUGUUACACCGUUUCAUUUUUAAUACCAUUAACAAUUUGUUUUCUUUUUCUUAGUUUCUAUGUCCAUUUUAACAAAGUGUACGCCAAAGCCAUUGUUCCAUUGUUGAAGAAACAAAAUACUUUACUAGGUUGAAAAUGAAAGUAACUCUGUGACAAACCACAAGGUCAAACUGUAUACCAGUGCCAGGAGUUUAUCUACCAUCUGAAUUUAGAAAGGCCAUACAAAUAUUUAUGCAGUAAUAAAACAGUUUACUCUUCACUAUAAUUACAAUGAAUGUUAAUUCUAGAACACUGUACAAGUCAUUCUUAGCUAUUCACUAUGUAUCUGUCUAUCUAUCAGUCUAUCUGUCUAACUAGCUAGAAUCUUUCCAGUGUGCAAACAAAAGACUGCUGUUGGGAAAACUAUAAUGAGGGUCGUCAACAACCUUCUGGACUCUUUAAAACUCCAAAGCAACCCACACAUCACUUCCCAAUCUUCUGCCCAAAGAUCCUGGCACCAGCCAAUCCUGUUCUCCAAGGCUUUUCUUGAGAAUUUGCUUUGGAGAUUGGACAUCAAAAUCAACUACACCACUGACUGCAGUAUAAAGUUUGACUGUAGCACCCAUGAAUUUCCUUAUAAUUCACUGGGAGUGUUUUUUACUAGUUUGACCUCUCACUGUAGUGGGAACACAUGUAACAUGAGCAUAUGCAGAUAUCCACUGUAAAGCCAGUCAUCACGAGUCAUUCCAGACGUGUUGUCAGAACAGUUGGCAUCUAUCUGAUAUGAAAUGCUUCACACAAAAGGGAUUUAAAUAAAUUGAUUUUUUGAAUAGUUGGA